CCCCGUUUGUUUGACCUUGAAACCUGUUUGUGCAUCUUCCAGGACCAAAACCGGCUUCUGAUGCGGCAAGGAUACAUUUUAAAAUAUUCAUUAAUUUAUAAAGAAAAAUGAUCUUUUAGUUUCAAAGUAAGUCUAUAAGCAAUGGAAUUAGUGAGGAAAAAUAUUAUAGAAUGCAAUCAAGGAGCGGUCCGUGCCGUGCGAUAUAAUGUGGACGGCUCGUACUGCUUGUCGUGCGGUUCGGACAAAAAGAUCAAGCUGUGGAACCCGUACUCGGGGUUGCUGCUCAAAACGUACGGUGGCCAUGCCGGCGAGGUAAUGGAUGCGGCGGGCAGUUGCGACAGCGGCUUUAUCGUGUCCGUUUCGGCGGACAAAAGUGUCAUCUAUUGGGACGUAACGACGGGUUUGCCGGUGAGGCGACUUCGAGGUCACGCCGGCACGGUCAAGUGCGUUAAGUUUAACGAGGAUUCGUCGGUGGCGGUAUCUGGAUCGACGGAUAAUACCGUCAUGUGUUGGGAUGUCAGGACACGGAAGCUGGAGCCGAUUCAGACGAUGAGGGAGGCCAAGGAUUGUGUCACCUCGCUGGUCGUGACGGAACAUAAGAUAAUUGCUGCAUCGUUGGACGGAUCCAUUCGGCAGUAUGAUCUGAGGGCCGGAGAGUUGACGUGUGACACCGUCGGGGUGCCGAUCACGCACGUGGUUCAAACCACCGAUGGACAGUGUUUGCUGGCGGCCUGUUUGGAUGGCACGAUACGACUGAUCGACACAGACUCCGGAGAACUGCUGUCCGAGUAUCGGGGUCACCAGACGGAAGACUACCACAUCGAGUGUGCGGUUAUCAAGAGCGAUUCACAGAUAAUUUCUGGCUCGGCUGAAGGAUGUGCAGUGAUUUGGGAUUUGGUGGAGGGCAGCGAGGUUCGCCGGAUGUACAUGGGCUCGGGAGGAGUGGUUCAUUCGCUGGCGCCGCAUCCGACCGGGAGCGACAUAAUGUUUGCCCGACGGCGCCACGUUGAACUGUGGGGAGUGCCUUCCGAGGAGGAUGGGGACGAGGCUGAGGUGAUUAUGGAAUAAACACUCUGUAGUAUUUUAA
Molecule: messenger RNA, 1087 nt
Organism: Aedes albopictus (Asian tiger mosquito)
Lineage: Eukaryota; Metazoa; Arthropoda; Insecta; Diptera; Culicidae
Product: WD repeat domain-containing protein 83-like
Exons: 2
Coding region: 142-1068 (308 amino acids)
Biological process (GO): mRNA splicing, via spliceosome
Cellular component (GO): catalytic step 2 spliceosome
Molecular function (GO): protein binding
Source: RefSeq, a predicted model, not a curated record